AUGAUGCAAAAAGUGAAACCUCUUGAUGAGGAGCCAACACAACAACCGUCUACAUCAAAGGAAUUACAGGCAAAGCACGGAUUUUUUCGACGAAAAUGGAGAAAGGCUCGAUCAGAGAUGAUUAAUGCUUUCCUUGCGAGAUAUAGACGUUGUGUCUUCUCGCUAAAGAAAUGUCUCCGCGAAAAUUCCGAAGCCGAUUAUCAAAGAAGGAGAAGUCAAGCAAAGUUGACUCCAUUACCGGAUAAGAAGAUUCGCCGAGUGACAACAAAUCUGAAAAGAACGCCGACAAAUGAAUUGGAGAAGUUGAGGAAAAAAGGCGAUGAUUGGACGGCGAAUGAUUUGUUUCGAUUUCAGUACAGCGAUCCGGAGGAAGGAACACCCGAAGAAAGACGAAUUCUCUGUUUGGAAUGGUUGGAUCGAUUACAGAAAAUACAGAAGAAAUUCUGUUAUUUGGCAUGGUUUGCUUCUGCAAUUCAUGCUUGCUAUUAUCGAUUGGCUCCGUUAUUGAAAGAUGUUGAUGAAAGGAAAAAAUAUUGGGAAGAGGUAAAACGUGAGUACGCUGAGAUCUUUUUGAUGGGAAGACGAAUUUGGAGAAGGCCAACACAUCCAUCAAGAUUGAGAGUAUUUUAUGAUCUCGCUAUGUUGUGCACAAGAUUUGGGGAAGUUCCGCAUGAUAGGACAAUUGUCUGUUUUCGUGAUCUUCUCUCUGAUCACGACAAUUUUGACUUCAAAGUUCUCUCCGAAGUGCAAUACGCAAACUCAAUCGACAAGGUUGUCCGAUUAGAAAAUCAUGUAAUCGAUCAAUUUUAUUCGAGAAGAAGAAGCACGGGAAGUAGAUGUAGUAGUGCGAGAUCGAGAAGUUUUCGAAGCGAUGCAUCUCCAAAUCGUGAUGGAUCCGAUCGAGAAUCGAGAAGAACUUCGGAAUGUAUAGAAUCAUUCAAGGAAUCUCACAUGAAAGAGGCUCGUGAUCGAGUGAGAGCAAGAUCAAACCAAAUGAAUCGAGAUAUGAAACAAUCCGAAGAAGAAUUAUUGGAGAUUGUCGAUCAUAAAGAACAAGAGGAUUUGAGCCGAGAGACUCUUCCCGAUGAAUUUGUAAUGUUAUCACUUGAUCCAUUACAAGAAGAAUCCGAAUCAUCGGAAGCACAAAAAGUGGCAGAACAGAAUGAGAAUCAAAGAAAAGAAAGACCAAAAAGCAUUCUUGUACCGACAAUUAUUGUUGAAGGACCUGAAGGAUAUUAUCUCACAAGGAGGGGAUCAAGCAGAAGAAAUUCGCAAACUUCUCGACCGGCCUCUCCAAAGCAAAUUGUUCGUUUUGAAGGAGCUUCA
Mesorhabditis belari is the source of this 1326-nucleotide messenger RNA. The record is from the annotation of a GenBank genome assembly. Lineage: Eukaryota; Metazoa; Nematoda; Chromadorea; Rhabditida; Rhabditidae.